This is a messenger RNA of Phymastichus coffea, 2388 nucleotides long. RefSeq lists its product as uncharacterized. The coding region runs from base 1 to 2388 and encodes 795 amino acids. The record is from RefSeq and is a predicted model, not a curated record. Gene Ontology annotation, molecular function: nucleic acid binding. Lineage: Eukaryota; Metazoa; Arthropoda; Insecta; Hymenoptera; Eulophidae. Gene Ontology annotation, biological process: DNA integration. The transcript has a single exon.
AUGUAUCGACAAAUCUGGGUUCAUCCCGACGACAGGAAGUUCCAGAAGAUCUUGUGGUACCACGAAGGCGAAGUUCGAACUUUCGUUCUCAACGUUGUGACUUUCGGGGUGAAGUGUGCUCCUUUUCUUGCAGUUCGAACAUUGCACCAGUUGGCCGUUGAUGAGGAGAGCAGAUUCCCAAGGGCGGCAAUGCUACUUCGUCGAGACUUCUACGUUGACGAUUUCCUUUCAGGUGCAGACACGCUGGAGGACAUCAUGAGGAUUCGCGACGAGAUGAUCAAACUCUUAAAUCGUGGGGGGUUCGUAAUACGAAAAUGGUCCUCUAAUCAUCCGUCAGCUUUAGAUAAUAUCGAUAAAAACAUCUUCGAUUUAGACUGUGGCAUACAAGGGAACCCCAUAAAGAAGACUCUCGGAAUCAUCUGGGACUCGCAACGAGAUGUCUUCACAUAUUCCGCAAACCCUGAUGCAUCAGCUUCUACCAAAAGAAAACUCCUUUCCCAGAUUGCAAGGAUCUUCGAUCCUCUGGGCUUAUUAGGUCCUUUAACUCUGUAUGCCAAAACAUUGAUUCAGGAAUGUUGGAAAGCUAACAUUACCUGGGACGAAUCCCUACCUCAAGACAUCCACACAAAGUGGAUUGCUUUAGCUGAACAACUUCCUUUGGUGCGAGAAGUCGCGUUACUAAGAUAUCUGCGAUACGAUGUUGCGAACCCAGUAUCCACCGAGAUACACGAUUUUUGCGACGCGUCGAUAAAAGGAUACGGCGCGUGCAUCUUCAUUCGUUCCAUUGAUUCCGCGGGAAAUGUCACUGUAAGGUUAGCUUGCAGUAAAUCCAAGGUUGCUUCGCUUAGUCAUCACACCAUACCUCGUUUGGAACUCUCUGGCGCUGCCCUUUUGAAAGGACUAUAUGUCGAACUUGUGACACAGCUGACUUUCACUAUCGUGCGAACAAUUCUUCGAACAGACUCAAAAAUCGUUCUCUGCUGGUUAGACAAAGCUCCUCAUCUACUUAGAACGUACGAAGCGAACAGAGUCCCUGAUAUUCAAACGCUAGGUGAGAAAGUCGAGUGGAAACAUGUUCGUUCGAAAGACAAUCCGGCCGAUUCACUAUCCCGAGGACAGCUACCCAGGGAACUUUUAGCUGACCCCCUCUGGAACUCGGGCCCUCCAUGGUUGGUUCUUCCUGAAGAUCAAUGGCCUUCAUCGGAAGAUUCCUCGUCAGGUGAUCCUCCAGGCGCGACAGAGGGAAUUGUUUUAUUCACAGCUUCUUCCGGAAGCAAUGUCUACGCUCGUUUCUCUGACUAUGGGUGCCUUAUUAGGUCCAUCGGAUAUCUUUUCCGUUGGAGUAGAAGGGAACCAUUGCCAGACGAUACCCAAGAUUCGGAUAAAUCGCAACGAGGGAUUCGUUACCUCUCUCAAGUCGAAAUAGCUUACGCAGAGCGCAAUAUUCUUCUUCUCAUCCAAAGAGAAUGUUUCAGUUAUGAGAUAAGAUUGCUCAAGUCGACUACAAAAUUUAUUUCCAAAGGCCCCAACGGCGCUUUCAGGAGUCGAACGAAGUUCGACGAACUCAAUCCCUUCUUAGACGAGCAUGGGCUGAUCAGAGUAGGCGGUCGGUUGAAGAAUUCAAAUCUUCAGUUCAAUCAAAAAUACCCUUUUUUGCUACCUAGUAAUCAUCACGUGUCAGAUCUCAUUAUCCGCGACGCUUAUCAUCGAAAUCUUCACGGAGGGGUCCAAUCCACUCUCUACACGAUACGCGAGAGGUUUUGGAUUCUCAACGGUCGAAACCAGAUUCAACAUGUCUUGCGCCGCUGCGUACCCUGUCUUCGGCAAAAGCCAAAAUUCUCACACGCCAAGAUGGCAGACCUUCCAGAAUCUCGAGUAAACCCUGCGUUCGCUUUCGCUAAAACCGGCGUAGAUUUUUUUGGUCCGAUUAUGAUCAAAGAAAAAAAGGAUCGGAAUCGAAGCUUCAUUAAGGCGUAUGGGUCUGUUUUCAUCUGCAUGGCCACCAAGGCUGUCCACAUCGAGGUAGCUUCCGAUCUCUCAGCUGAGGGCUUCCUCGCAUGUUUUCGUCGGUUCAUUGCCACGCACGGCAAACCGACCACCAUGUACUCUGACAAUGGUACUAACUUUGUAGGUGCGAAUAACGAACUGCAAAAGAUUUACAAAUUAUACGAUUCACACGAAUUUAAGGACGCGAUUCAAACCUUUGCUACAGCCGAACGGAUUGAAUGGAACUUUAAUCCACCUCUCUCACCGCACUUCGGCGGUUUGUGGGAAGCGGCAGUCAAAAGUUUCAAACACCAUCUAAAUUGUGUCGUCAAAGAUCAAAAGCUCACGUACGAGCAAUUGGAAACAUUAUUAAAGGAAAUCGCCGCCGUGUUAAACUCUUGA